Molecule: messenger RNA, 3057 nt
Organism: Penicillium digitatum Pd1
Lineage: Eukaryota; Fungi; Ascomycota; Eurotiomycetes; Eurotiales; Aspergillaceae
Source: RefSeq, a predicted model, not a curated record
AUGUCUGACCAACCUCCCCCAUACGGUGGCCAUCCGAGCUAUUCACAGCAGUGGCCUCCUGUAUAUCCCUCCAUGAUUCCCCCGAACUUGCCGCUCAAUUCGGACUACUCUCAAGUGCACCAAGCACCGGCGAUAAAUCCUGGGUCGACUUUCGACUAUAACAUGGCAAAUGUCAACGCGAAUGCGCGAAUCCCAAGUUCAAACGGUCCUGGAAACUCAGCAUUCAUUCCGCCCCAGUUUCCAAUUUUCAACCACUUCGACGCGUCACAAUUUCCGCCCCCUUUCCCUCCAAUGCCAUUUCCUCCGAUGAGCUAUCCCCCUAUGCCAGCAGGGUCCUCAAAUCCUCCAAUGCCGUAUCAGGGCAUAGACGGACAUUCCUCACACCAACGAUCAAAUCCAGGCGUACAUCUGAAAGACGUCCCAUUUCUGGCCGAUAAUCGCCGUGAAGAAGGCGAAGUUAGUGAGGAAUCGGAUGAAAGGUCUGGACAACCAACGGCGCGUAAGACUACGCGCCAGUAUUUGGACCUGGAAGAGGGAGAAACCAUAUCUUCUAGCGCACAGUCCGCUAGGAGUACAUACAACCCUCCUUUGUCAGUCCCAGGAGACGCUACCAUGGUGCACCAUGCGAUGCAAUCUCAUCGGCAGGGCCCACCUGCCCCUGUCCCUGCUCCUUCACCUCAGAAAUCUGCGGCGCAGCUGCGAAUUCAAGCCCAAGGCGCUUUGCUUAGCUUGGCGCCCCACAAUAUCCGCUACAAUGAACUGGUCGCAGAGGGUGUCAACCCUAUAAUCUUGAGACGCCUUUACGAAGAAGUCGGCAUCAAGGUCACCACGUCAUCUGGGCAGGUUCCAGCAGUUCCUGAGAAAGCCUCCACCGCCGCUGUAGUUGCUAGCAAGGGACUAGUAUCUAAUAAGCCAGCCGAGGCGACGAAGAUAGCACCAGAGAAUCACAGCAACACGAAGUCGGAUUCGUCAGUGCCCCGAACUUCUGCCCCUUCCGCCGCUCCUCCUUCUAAAGCUGGUAAGCCUUUAGAGCGAAAGGAACUUAUCGCCCGGAUGCUGGCUGAAAAAGCUGCAAAGGCGAUAUGCAAAGAGACUUCACCAACUGGCAGUGCGAAAUCCGCCUCUGCCAAACCAGUUGAUGAACCCUGUCCAGUUCAAAAGGAACCCCUUGUAAAGGAGAAGAGCAAAGCCCAGACGGAGUUGGCAAGGCAACGAAUUGAAGAGCUCAAAAGACAGACCUUGCUGAAGAAUCAAAAAUUGGCUCAGGCAAAUCUGCCAACGACCCGGUUAGAAUCUCCAUCGCCAGCUAUUCAACACCCGCUUCCUCUUCGGCCUCCUAUGCCUGAAUCUCGUCGCUCUGUUGGGCUUCCAGGACUUCUUAUGACUGGAUUGGAGCAGGAGCCGCCACAAGAAACUAUUGCCUCUGAGCCGGUACAGGUGAUGGACCAUGAGUCAACACCGGUGUCUCGAGUAACCCAACGCAAGCGGCCUCGUGCUUCCGAUUUCGAUGAGCCUGUUGCACCUCCAAAAAAGCAUUUUAACUCGGCUGCUACUCGGUUCGACACUACCGACAAACUCAUCAUUGCAAUCAGCGACGAUGAAUCACUCUACGGCGAUGACGAGGAUGACAACAUGGAGCUGGAUUCGAGCUCAGAACAGGAACCAGCGCCGAUAGUGACCUCCAACAUCGUGCAGCCUCCAGCCCAAGCAAAUCCUCCUGCCACCCGAGCUUCGACAGCUACACCACAAGGUCCUUCUAGUCUCAGUGACCAAGGAGACAUUCGACUUAAGGAUAUGGAAAUUCAAGCCAUGCGCCGCAAGAUUGCGGAGCUGGAGCUACGAAGGAAAUCGAAGCUUGCUGCCAGCCGAACCCAGUCACCUCGCACCCUGGAUGACUCUGGGGCAUCAUCGUCCGGUGGACAUGCCGGUGUGAUCGCAGCUAUUUCUGAAGAAGACUCUUCAAAGACUAAACCGACAACGGCCGCCCCUGUUGUCCAUCUGAAUGCAGCAGUCGAAGGCGCUGCCACCCGAGAACCAGUUGAAGUAGCCUAUGCUGAGGAAGUGGCAAACGGCCCAAACGGUAGCACUGCACAGGUAUCGGCUUCAAUUGAGUCCGAUUCUGCUGGGUCAGCUAUGGAAGAAUCUGAUGACACCAGCAGUGAUAGUUCCGAUUCGUCUAGUGAGAGCGAUGAUGAACCUUCUCCCUCGCCAGCUCAAGCCGAUAUCGACCCUGCUACUGUGCUGUCACCCUCAAGGCCCAUGGAGAUUGAGUCUUCAGAGCGAUCUGUGUCUCGGAGCUCGCCCUCUGCGUUCACCCGUCCUAGUGCAACUUCUGCCGACGAAUACGUUUCUCGGCAUCAUCCUAGCGAACAGUCUCGGCGUGAAGAGUCUGCGGAGUCCGACGGUUAUGAGCCCCCAGAGCCUGAUGCUGAAGCACAGUCUGAAGGCUCGAGUUACAGCCCUCCUCCAUUCAGCCCAGCUCUUUCCGGUCUUGUAGAAAACACAGCAGUCUCGGCACCAUCAUUUGACUUGACUCAAGCUCAUGAAAAACUAACAAGCACGCCUCAGGUGUCAGACCCAUUACCUCGGUCUGAUUUGCAGGUUGGCGCCCCUGGCACUAAAACAUCACCCGCCACUUCGGAGCAAAGAUUCACACCGUACACCAGCCCACUGCGAACGUUUAAGGCUUAUCGCUACCACCCGCACUAUGCCGAAGACGUCCCGAGUGGCUACCGCUCGCUAACUUACAGUCACAACAUUGAUUCCAUGAAAUACAUGUGUCCAUAUGAGUUGGCCGGGGGUGUAUGCAAUGACCGAUCCUGCGAGUUUCAGCAUCUUCGAGACAUGACUCUAAGCGACGACAAGAUUCUCGUCCAGAUGGGCUCUGUCCGGGAGGGUCAAACCGAAGAAGAAAAGGAAACAUAUCUUGCUGGUUUGAAAGAGAUCAUCAACGACUUACGGCGUGACAAGGUGAAAGAUUUCAACACUGUGGCCUCCGAGAUAGCCGCGUACCGUAGGCGCUUCCUCCAAGACCCGUCGCGUGUCUUGUCCCUGUAA